Molecule: messenger RNA, 4955 nt
Organism: Selaginella moellendorffii
Lineage: Eukaryota; Viridiplantae; Streptophyta; Lycopodiopsida; Selaginellales; Selaginellaceae
Product: myosin-11
Exons: 37
Coding region: 253-4833 (1526 amino acids)
Biological process (GO): actin filament organization; vesicle transport along actin filament
Cellular component (GO): myosin complex; actin cytoskeleton; vesicle
Molecular function (GO): actin filament binding; microfilament motor activity; ATP binding
Source: RefSeq, a predicted model, not a curated record
UCUAGGGAUAGGGUUUUUGAUUUUCAGGGGGAGGGGGAUGAAGAAGCGCCUUGCGCGAUCGAUCGACAUGAUUUGAGAAUGGUAAGCGCUUCCCCCUUCGCGCGCAGCGAUCGUUUCUAGCUUGCAUUCUCGAUGCCUGUGGUAAUCGUCCUGGGAUCGUGCCGCAGCGAUAGGGGUCUAUAGUGGGAAUUUCGCAGGGAAAAUCUCAUCGGAUGCCUCAGCAGUGAUUUUCUCUUUCUCUCUCGCUCUCUGAUGAGAUUUCCACCAAUGGCGCAGGCUACCGUUGGCAAUCUUACCGUUGGCUCUCCUGUGUGGGCUGAGGAUCCUCAGCUCGCCUGGAUCGAAGCUGAGGUUGUCAAAAUUUCUGGAAACAAUGUCACGGUUUGUACGAAGAAGGGGAAAACUUUUACGACAGUGGUGUCCAAGCUACAUUCCAGGGACACCGAUGCACAACCCGGAGGAGUCGAUGAUAUGACGAAGCUGUCAUAUCUGCAUGAGCCUGGAGUUUUAUACAACCUUUGUAGCAGAUAUGCGUUGGACGAAAUCUACACUUACACCGGGAGCAUCCUGAUAGCUGUGAAUCCUUUUGCGAGGCUGCCACACCUCUAUAAUGCCCAUAUGAUGGAGCAGUAUAGAGGUGCUCCGCUUGGGGAGCUCAGCCCUCAUGUAUUUGCUGUCGCCGACUCCGCUUAUAGAACAAUGGUCAAUGAAAAAAUUUGCCAGUCUAUUCUGGUAAGUGGAGAGUCUGGAGCGGGGAAGACUGAAACGACUAAACUGACUAUGCAAUACCUUGCAUACAUGGGAGGUCGUUCUACAUCUGACGCACGAACUGUGGAACAACAAGUACUAGAGUCGAAUCCCCUUUUAGAAGCAUUCGGCAAUGCAAAAACUGUCAGAAAUGAUAAUUCAAGUCGUUUUGGAAAGUUUGUUGAUAUUCAAUUCGAUCAAAGUGGAAGAAUUUCUGGCGCAGCUAUAAGGACGUAUUUGCUCGAAAGGUCCCGCGUCGUGCAAAUAUCAGAUCCCGAGCGUAAUUACCAUUGCUUUUACCAGCUGUGCGCAUCCCCAGAGGAUGCUGAAAGAUACAAGCUCGGUGAUCCACAACAGUUUCACUAUCUAAAUCAAAGCAAAUGUUUCGAGUUAACGGGCAUAAGCAACAGCAGAGAGUACGCAAACACGAGAAGGGCGAUGGAUAUCGUUGGCAUAAGCCCCGAAGAGCAGGAAGCUAUAUUUCGGGUGGUAGCGGCGAUUCUGCACUUGGGAAAUAUUGAUUUUGUUUCUGGAAAAGAUUCUGAUUGCUCCGUUCUAGAAAAUUCGAAGUCCAGAUUUCAUUUAGAGACAGCGGCAGAGUUACUCAAGUGUGAUCCCAAAGGUCUUCAAGAUGCUCUCUGCUUUCGGGCGAUUGUCACGCGGGAUGAAAUAAUUACCGUAGCUCUUGAUCCUGCAGCUGCAACUGUUAAUCGCGAUACGCUGGCAAAAACACUUUAUUCUCGUCUUUUUGACUGGCUGGUCGAAAAAAUCAACAAAUCCAUUGGACAAGAUCCCGAAUCCGAGACUGUUAUCGGAGUGCUUGAUAUUUAUGGAUUUGAGACUUUUAGAAGCAACAGCUUUGAACAGUUUUGUAUAAACUUUGCCAAUGAAAAGCUUCAGCAACACUUCAACCAGCACGUAUUCAAGAUGGAACAAGACGAGUAUACAAAAGAAGCUAUCGACUGGAGCUACAUUGAGUUUAUUGACAAUCAGGACGUUUUAGAUCUUAUCGAAAAGAAGCCGUUGGGUAUCAUCGCCCUUCUUGACGAGGCUUGCAUGUUCCCGAAGUCCACGCACGAAACUUUUGCGACCAAGUUGUUCCAGGCAUUCAAACACCAUGUCAGAUUCAGUCAACCAAAGCGGGCCCGAACAGAUUUUACCAUCGCUCAUUAUGCUGGAGAGGUCACUUACCAAACGGAGUAUUUUCUGGAUAAAAAUAAAGACUAUGUUGUUGCAGAGCAUCAAGCCAUUCUUGGAUCCUCUACUUGCGGCUUUGUCUCUGGGCUUUUCCCAAUCCCGUCAGAAGAAUUUCUGAAGUCCUCGUACAAAUUUUCUUCUAUUGGUACUGGUUUCAAGCACCAACUGCAACAACUUAUGGAAACAUUGAGCACCACGCAACCGCAUUACAUUCGGUGUGUUAAACCCAACUCUCUCAACAAGCCGGGAAUGUUUGAAAAAUCAAACGUUCUUCAACAACUGCGCUGUGGGGGUGUGCUUGAAGCUGUUCGAAUUAGCUGUGCUGGAUAUCCAACCAGGCGGCCCUUUGACCAGUUCCUUGAUCGUUUUGGUUUCCUUGCUCCCGAGUUCCUUGAUGGACGGUAUGACGAGAGAAAAGCAACCGAAAAACUACUUCAGAAGCUGAACCUUGAUAGCUACCAGAUUGGGAAAACAAAAGUUUUUCUAAGAGCUGGUCAAAUGGCAGAGCUUGAUGCUAGAAGAACAGAAAUCCUUAACAGCGCUGCAAAACUCAUCCAGCGCAAAUUUCGCACUUACUGUGCGCGGAAAAACUUUUCAAAAAUGCGGAAUGCUACAACUUGUAUACAAGCGUACUGGCGAGGCAGGCUCGCACGCAAAAAAUACGAAUCACUGCGACGAGAGUCCGCUGCAGUAUGUCUGCAGAAGUAUGUUCGUGGCUUACAGUCUCGGAAGGAAUUCAAGCAAGCAAGGAAUUCUGCUGUUCGUAUUCAAUCUGGUUUUCGCGGUAUGUCUGCCCGGAGGCGCUACAGAUCACACAGGAAAACCAAUGCCGCAACGCUUAUACAGUCACACUGGCGAGCAUUUAGAAAUCGUCGCGACUAUGUACAAUUACGAAAGGCAGCAACGGCUAUUCAGUCCCAGUGGAAAGGUCGUAUGGCAAGAAGGGAGCUUAAAAGGCUGAGAAUCGCUGCGAGGGAAACUGGAGCUUUGCAAGCGGCCAAAACGAAGCUUGAAAAACGAUGCGAAGAUCUGACAUGGCGUCUUCAAUUAGAAAAGCGGAUGCGGGUUGAUGUGGAGGAGUCGAAAGAGAUUGAGAUUGCAAAAGUACAGGCUCUUGUACAAGACCUUCAAAAGCAAGCUGAAACUGCAAACACAUCGCUUGUAACUGAACGAGCGCAGCACAGGAAGGCGAUUGAAGGUGCUGUUAGCGCUGCUAAGCAGUCACUCACUGUGCAAGCUAGUCAUGAGAGCAGGCUUCAGCAACUUUUGGCUGAAAAUACACGUCUUCAGGCGAUGGUUAACGCUUUUCAAACGCGAGCAAAUGAGACUGAACAUCUUCUUUCAACCAGCAAGAAACAGAACCAGGAAAUCAUGCGAAAGCUUGAGUUAAAGAUUGAGCACUUGCAAGAGUCCUUGCAGAGGUCUGAAGAGAGACUAUCAAAUUUGGAGUCCGAGAAUCAAGUGCUUCGGCAGCAAGCGCUCGCUAUAUCCCCAACAAAUAACUUAAAGACUCCCAUUUUCCAAAGAAUUCCAGACAGUUACCACCUUUCCAAUGGUGAUUAUCGAAGCCCAUCGGAUUCUAUUUCCCCGGAUUCACAGAUGGAUCACAAAAGGCAAAAACAGCUUAUUGAUCGGCAACAGGAGAACCAAGAGGCGCUUCUCCAAGUCGUGAUGCAGGACGUUGGGUUUAGCCAGGACAGGCCUGUAGCAGCAUUCAUAAUCUACAGAUGCCUUCUUCAUUGGCGAUCGUUUGAAGCAGAACGAACCAGCGUGUUUGAUCGGAUAAUUCAAACAGUUGGAUCUGCCAUUGAAGCCCAGGAAAACAACGACAUAUUAGCCUACUGGCUCUCAAAUACGGCAAUGCUCCUGUUUUUGCUACAACGCACACUCAGGGCCAGCGUUGCAGGAAAUAUCAUGGGUUCACAACGCCGUCGAUCAUCAGUCACCUUGUUUGGCAGAAUGACACAGGGUUUCAGAUCACCAUCCAGUGGUAUGGCACCUCAUGGGAAUGGUACAUAUCACGGAGGAUUAGAAGCGGCAAGGCAAGUUGAAGCCAAAUAUCCGGCUCUCCUUUUCAAGCAGCAACUCACUGCAUAUGUCGAGAAAAUAUAUGGAAUUCUGCGUGACAACCUCAAGAAAGAAGUGACGCCGUUGCUUGGAUUAUGCAUCCAGGCUCCAAGGUCAAGGACAAGCUUUGGGAAAGCAGGACGGUUCUCACCGAACUCCAGCAUCACCGGACUACAACCAUUGAGCCACUGGCAUGGCAUUAUCAACAGCCUCACGAAUCUCUUAAAUACUUUGAAAGGGAACUAUGUGCCUUCGUUCUUGACUCGCAAGCUUUUCAAGCAAAUAUUUUCCUUCAUCAAUGUUCAGCUUUUCAACAGUCUUCUUUUGCGACGGGAGUGCUGCUCUUUUAGCAAUGGCGAGUAUGUGAAAGCUGGCCUGGCCGAGUUGGAACAAUGGAUCUGUGGCGCUUCUGAGGAGUUCGCAGGUUCAUCCUGGGACGAGCUCAAGUACAUUCGACAAGCAGUUGGUUUUUUGGUGAUCCACCAAAAGCCAAAGAAAUCACUCGAUGAAAUUAUGCACGACCUUUGCCCGGUUCUGAGCGUGCAACAAUUGUAUCGUAUUAGUACUAUGUAUUGGGACGAUAAGUAUGGAACACACAGUGUAUCACCAGAGGUGAUUGCAAAUAUGCGAGCGCUAAUGACCGAAGACUCCCAUCACUCAGUGAGGAGCAAUUCAUUUCUUCUAGACGACGAUUCAAGUAUUCCUUUCUCCGUGGACGAUAUUUCUCAAUCGAUGCGGGAGGUGGACUUGUCCGACAUGGAUUUCCCUCCCAUGUUGCGGGAGAAUCCCGCAUUCCACUUCUUGCAACCUCAAGCUGACUGACAAGUUGAUGGAUCAACCGUGUGACAACUGAACUCUUCUGCGACAUGCUUUUUUUCUUUUUUUCUGUGUAAACUUAAUCUGGCAAGUUUAGAAAAAUCAUGGAGAGCUUUCCCAAUCUGAAA